Messenger RNA from Papilio polytes (common Mormon), 667 nucleotides. RefSeq names its product CDGSH iron-sulfur domain-containing protein 3, mitochondrial. Gene Ontology annotation, cellular component: intracellular membrane-bounded organelle. The coding region runs from base 160 to 585 and encodes 141 amino acids. Gene Ontology annotation, molecular function: 2 iron, 2 sulfur cluster binding. The record is from RefSeq and is a predicted model, not a curated record. The transcript is spliced from 3 exons. NCBI's taxonomy places the organism in Eukaryota, Metazoa, Arthropoda, Insecta, Lepidoptera, Papilionidae.
ACUUGUCAUAGUUUUUAUUAUCCAAUUUUACGAGUUCUUAUCAUCUCAUCACAAAUCUUAAUUUUUAUUUUGAUAGUCUUGAUCAGUCUUGAUAAUGGAAUGAGGUUAUUGUAAUACGAAAAAAAAGUAUAAAUACAAUAAAAUAAAUAACACUGUACAAUGCUUGCGAGAAGCGGUAGAGUUAUUACUUAUACGCUACGGUUAGGAAGUAAGCAGUUAACACAGGCUAAUUAUGUAACAAAAGCACCAAAGCCAGAAAUUCCUAAAAAUUCUUUAGCAUCAGUGUACUCUGCUGAUAAUCAAAAAGACAAUGGCAUUGUUUAUGAUCGGAAACCCUUUAAGCUAAACCUGGAGGAAGGGAAGACAUACCACUGGUGCUUAUGUGGCCGCUCCAAAUCUCAGCCACUGUGCGAUGGCACUCACAGAGAUGUAUAUUUAAAAAUAACACAAAGGCCUAUCAGGUUCAAGGUUGAUAAAACAAAGGAGUACUGGCUGUGCAACUGUAAACAGACUAAAAAUCGUCCAUUUUGUGAUGGUACUCACAAGCAGAAGGAAAUACAAGAGGCUACUACUAUUAAAGUUUAGCAUGGUCAUACAGUGUGUUAGAAUUUAGGACUAACAUUGUUUUAGGUUCAUAUUUAUAGGAAAUAUAUCUUAAAACAUCCGA